Messenger RNA from Mya arenaria, 2536 nucleotides. Its product is annotated as heat shock 70 kDa protein 12A-like. The record is from RefSeq and is a predicted model, not a curated record. Bases 119 to 1852 code for a protein of 577 amino acids. Gene Ontology annotation, molecular function: ATP-dependent protein folding chaperone; ATP binding. Lineage: Eukaryota; Metazoa; Mollusca; Bivalvia; Myida; Myidae. The transcript has 9 exons.
UUUUAAGAUAACGCACACUUGUUUUAUAUGAUAUCGCAUUACCUUAACCUCGAUGUAAAUUGUCUCCAUUGAAUAACAUGACAAGACUCGUAUUUAGUUCGGAAAGUUAGUUGUCGAAAUGUCGAACCAUCUGUUGGUAGCCGCCAUUGAUUUCGGGACUACUUAUUCAAGCUGGGCGUUCUCGUUCAGGUAUGACUAUGCUAACGACCCAACUAAAGUCUCCGCAAAACAAUGGCAAGGACACGAAUCUUCAAAAGGCCCUACUUGUGUCCUGAUCAAGCCUGAUGGGAAAACAUUACAUUCGUUUGGUUUUGAUGCUGAAGCCAAAUACGCAGAACUUAUUGAAGAAGACGAAAAUAAAGACUGGUACUUCUUCAGAAGGUUUAAAAUGAUGUUAUGGAAACAGAAGCUCAAUCGAAAUUCGAUGUUGGAAGAUGAAAACGGUCGGAAGUUAUUGGCAAGAACCGUUUUUGCGUUGUCCAUAAAAUACCUUAAGGAAGACCUAUGGAUUGUUUCUAAUGACCGAAUAGCGGACACCGUGUUACCAGACGAAAUACACUGGGUUUUGACAGUUCCUGCCAUUUGGGACAAUGCAGCAAAACAGUUCAUGCGUGAAGCUGCCGAAGAGGCGGGAAUAGAACCGGAUAUGCUCACCAUUGCACUUGAGCCGGAAGCUGCUUCACUUUUCUGUCGUCAUCUCCCGGUUGAAAAGAGUGGGGAUCAGUUCUCCCUGGCAUCUCUGCGUGCUGGAAGACAAUAUCUUGUACUUGAUGCCGGAGGAGGAACCAUCGACAUAACGGUGCACGAAGUAACGCCAUCUGGUGGCGUCAAAGAGCUGUACAAGGCGAGUGGUGGCGCUUGGGGUGGGACCAAAGUCGAUGAUUCCUUUGAAAGUUUCCUAGCUUGUUUGACAGAUAAAAGUGUCGUCAAAAAGUUUAAAGAAGAUCACUUGGAUGAUUAUAUAGAACUUCUUAGACGGUUUGAGGUUAAAAAGAGAGAGAUUGAUCCCGACAAGGAUACUAAAAUGGUCAUGAGCAUUCCACUUGCCUUUUUUACAACUGUUAAGAAACGCCUACACAAAGACUUCAAUAAAGUGGUGAAAAAGUCAACCUAUACAAAUUCGGUGUUCUUGACUGGGGAUAAACUGAAAAUCGAUCCAACAGUUGCUCGAAGCUUUUUUAAAGAGUCAACCGAAAGAACAAUAGCACUUGUCAAAGAUGUUUUGAGAAAAAAUGAAAACAGAGGCGUAGAAGCCAUACUGAUGGUAGGCGGGUUUUCUGAAUCGAAAAUGCUCAACAAGGCAGUUAAACAAACGUUUCCAACAUUAAAGAUAAUCGUCCCUGAUGAAGCUGGUCUGGUAGUUCUUAAGGGAGCCGUGAUGUUUGGACAUGAGCCCAGAAAUAUUACCGAGCGAAUAAGCAAAUAUACGUAUGGAAUUGCAUUGCAUCCUGAGUUUGAUCCUAUCAAUCAUCCAGAAUCAGCUAAAUUCACUGACACUGACGGUGUUGAUAGGUGUAAGAACUUUUUUGAUAAGCAUGUUAUAGCGGGACAGUCGCUGAAAGUCGGAGAGGCCCAGUCUGAAGAAACAUACUUCACAAAACCUAGUCACACGUCAACUGUUCAAAUAGAGGUAUUCGCAACAGAAAAUAAAACUCCCCUACUAGUUACUGAUCCUGGAUGCCGGAAGGUUGGACAAUGCGACAUCGAAUUGGCUGGUACUGGAGGUGGGCGCGAGGUUUUAGUAAGAAUGAUAUUUGGAGGGACGGAAAUAGACGUCGAAUGUACCGAGAAAGCCACUGGAAAAGUAUCGCAUAUUCCGAUUGACUUUUUGUCUUAUGUUGCGUUUGUAUGACGAAAUUUAUGCAUAGAGUCAAAUAUCUAAAUACAGAAACUAUUUUGCUAAAAUGUAACAUGGUAGUCUAAGGUCAUAAGAAUGGUAUUAAAUACAUAUAUUGAUAUCAUACGUAAGUGACAUUAGCUUUAACAUUAUGUCUUAUGUUCUUUUUAACACAAUAUGUUAGCAGUCAUUGUAGUUGGGCGAAAAAUCAGUGUUUAAAUUAUGGUUUGUUCUUGUAGACACACUGACACUCACAAAUCAAAAGCUUCUUCACAUAAGGCGAUCUUUUAGUGUAUCUUUUAAGCAUUGAAUCUUUAUUUUCUUAACAAGGCAGUCCAAAGGGCGGCUAUAUCCCCCACCGUUGUUUUUAUAAAAGUUUUUUCUCUGAACAUGACUGGUACGUUAAAUCUGACCCAAAUUGUAUACUACCAUUGGUCAAGAGUGGGGAAAAGGGAAAUACAAGUUGUUUGAUCGGUAACCUAAACUUUCUUGGAAAUAUGAACAUGUUAUAAAAGAAUACUUAUUAAAAUAAUUCAGAGUGUGUGUAGUGUAGAUAAGAUCAAUGGCAAGGUUUUAUUGACCUAAAAAGGAAGGGAUAUGAGUCUUUGAUUUAUAACAUCGAUGAAAUAACAAGUUCUUCGAUAAAGUGAUAUAAAUAUAUGCGUAUAUGCGUGUGUAUAGUGUGGUAACGUCAUGACA